UAUCACACCAACUUCCUUCAAAGAAGGGGAGAAGAUUGAAACUGCACCACAUGAACUUGCCGCUGGUGCUUGACCAAACAUUGCAAGAGCAAGGCAUUGAAGGUAUGGCUGCAACACUUUCUUGCACGUUUGUUCCGGCCAAUUUGUACGCAGCAUGGUGUUAUAUCUCAGGAUCUCAAGUCUUGGACGGAGAGCUUGCACUAGAGGGAGUGACGAUAAUAUCAGGUACAAACUCAACUGAAUGUAUGAAAGAUUUCCCCCGCAGUCUUGAAACCCUUGCUUUUGGACAUCAAUUCAACCAGUGCCUGAAAGAAGCAACCUUGCCAAGCGGUCUUCAGUGCUUGAAAUUUGGGGAAGCAUUCGAUCAGAGCCUGGAAGGAGUGACCCUGCCAGCGGGUCUUCAGAGCUUAACAUUUGGGCGAAAUUUUGACCAGAGCCUGGCAGGAGUGAGUUUGCCAUCUAGUCUUCAGAAUUUAACCUUUGGACACAAUUUCAACCAGAGGAUGGAAGGUGUGCCCCUGCCAAGUUACCUCCAGAGCUUGACCUUUGGCGCUUGUUUCAACCAGGGGCUUGAAGAAGUGACCUUGCCAAGUGGUCUUCAAAGCUUGAUAUUUGGGGCGCGUUUCAACCAGAAGCUGGAAGGAGUGACCUUGCCACCUGGUCUUCAGAAUUUAAGUUUCGGUACGUGUUUCAACCAGGAAGUGAAAAAGGAGACCUUGCCAGCGGGACUUCAGAGCUUGAUAUUUGGGCAACAUUUCAACCGGAGACUGACGACCUUGCCAGGUGGCCUUCAGAGCUUGGUACUUGGUGAUUGUUUCGACCAGAGACCGGAAGAAGUCACCUUGCCAAGCGGUCUUAAGAGCUUCACAUUUGGUGUGCGGAACACCCAGAGCUUGGAAGGAGUGACCAAUCUUCAGAGCUUGACACUUGGCCCGUUUUUCAACAAAAGGCUGGAAGGCGUGACUUUUCCAAGCAGUCUGAAGAACUUGACAUUCGGCCACAAUUUCAACCAGAGGCUGGAAGGAGUGAUCUUGCCAACUGGCCUUCAGAGCUUGACGCUUGGUAAUUGUUUCGACCAGAGGCUGGACGCAUUGGUCUGGCCACCUGGUCUUCAGAGCUUGACAUUUGGCAACAAUUUUGAUCAAAGGUUGGAAGGUAUGACCUUGCCAAGUUGUCUCAAGAGCUUGACAUUUGGCACCCUUUUCAACCAGGGGCUCGAAGGAGUGACUUUGCCAAGCGGGCUUCAGAGCUUAACAUUUGGUCAGGAUUUUGACAAGAGCCUGGCAGGAGUGAGUUUGCCAUCUAGUCUUCAGAAUUUAACCUUUGGAGCCAAUUUCGACCAGACGCUAGAAAGUGUGACCUUGCCAAGCGGGCUUCAGAGCUUAACAUUUGGCACGUGGUUCAACCGCAGCCUAGAAGGAGUGACCUUGCCAAGCGGUCUUCAAAGCUUAAAGUUUGGGCGAAUUUUUAGCCAGAGCCUGCAAGGAGUGAUGCUGCCAAUGGGUCUUCAGAGCUUAGGAUUUGGCCGCGAUUUCAACAAGCUGGAAGAAGUGCUUUUGCCAAGCGGUCUUUCCAACUUUGCUUGCGGGUCCAUCUCGUUAAGCAGCUUGUGAUUUGCAGCUGUGAAUUUCUGCAAAAGGUUGCAGGUAAAGUUCUGUCAUGUUGGCCGGCGUGCCAGAUAUGGGCCCAUCAUGCACAUGCAUCAGAUUCUGGAGUAUUAAAGAAGCAUUUGACUAGGACAGAACCAAAUGGAAUGACUUGGGUCGCCACACACCAUGAUAUGAUUUCCAACAUUGAUAAAGAGGGGAUCAGGUAGCAAUGGUUUUUGGAUGCUUCCCAUCCCCUGCUUGAGUGCGUGUGCCAAA
This is a messenger RNA of Cladocopium goreaui, 1865 nucleotides long. The record is from the annotation of a GenBank genome assembly. Lineage: Eukaryota; Dinophyceae; Suessiales; Symbiodiniaceae.